CAUCCAAUCUAAAGCGCCACGACAGUGCAGACGGCAACCCAGGACCAACCAGCACAGCGCCGAAGGCAUAAAGGGCAUCACGGAAAGGCCGGCCGGGCGCGAACAUGCCACCCCGAUGGCCAAUGGCACGUGAUGGGGGCAGGAGCAGAGCUGUACCACUAUAAAUGUAGCGAAAGGAAGGAACCAUCGGAAGCCAAGCCCAGGAAGAAGAGGAAAAGAAGAGAGACGCUGAGAGGCAGUUCGGGAGUGGCAAGUUUGGGAGGAGACGAAAGGCGUCGGCGACCGCAACCGAUCCGUCCAAUCCAACCAAAUUCCCCGAUCGAUCCCAUCCCGCAACAAACGCAGCGGAUACGGCGAGGGAGGGAUCACAAGUUCCGCAACCGCGGGAGGCCGGGAGAGAGAAACGAGAUCACAAGUUUGUUGCGUUUCAAGACCAGGCCGAAUCAGAGUCCCGAACCAGAAAGCCAAGGAAGGCAAGCAACGCGGCUGCCCAAGAGUCCAAGGUAAGGCGAGGCAAGGAGGGGUCUUUGGUUUCUUGCUGCGUCUCUGCAUCUGCGUUUGUGUCGGUAAGUGGAUGGCAGCGGCGAUGACCGCGGCGGUGGAUGGGAAUGCAGGAGUAGGGGCAUUGCCCGGCGGCGGCGGCGGCGGAGCGUCGGCGUCGUCGGCGUGGUGCUGCCGGCUGAGGAGGACGGCGGCUGCGGGGGCCAUGGGCGGCUACGAGCUCGUCAAGAGCGACGACGCGGCGGGCGCCGAUCUCGAGUCCGGCGCCGCCAAGGCCGCGCCCUCGCUGGCGCCGUCGCCGUCGCCCGCCGCGCGGCAGCGGCUGGUCUCCCUCGACGUGUUCCGCGGGAUCACCGUACUGCUUAUGAUCAUUGUUGACGACGCUGGAGCCUUCCUCCCGGCACUGAAUCACUCUCCUUGGGAUGGCCUAACCAUAGCUGAUUUCGUCAUGCCGUUCUUCCUUUUCAUAGUUGGAGUCUCACUAACACUAUCGUACAAGAGGGUGCCUGACAAAUUGAAGGCGACUAAGAAGGCUGUACUUCGCGCCCUCAAGCUAUUCUUCCUCGGUCUUGUUCUCCAAGGUGGAUUUUUUCAUGGUGUUCACAGUCUCACUUUUGGUGUUGAUAUUACCAAAAUACGGUUGAUGGGUAUACUUCAGAGGAUUGCGGUAGCUUAUCUUCUGGCUGCAAUAUGUGAAAUUUGGCUCAAGGGAGAUGAUGGCGUAGAUUUUGGAGUUGAUUUGCUUAGAAGAUACCGCUACCAAUUGUUUGUAGGAUUGCUCCUCUCAAUCAUGUACACUGUUCUUUUAUACGGCAUCUACGUCCCAGACUGGGAUUACCAGAUAUCAGGUCCUGAUUCUACAGAGAAGUCAUUCUCUGUGAAAUGCGGAGUUAGAGGAGACACUGGACCAGCUUGCAAUGCAGUUGGGAUGGUUGACCGUACAAUCUUAGGGAUCCAUCAUCUCUAUAGACGACCGGUUUAUGCGCGAACAAAGGAAUGCAGCAUAAAUUAUCCAGAAAAUGGACCCCUUCCACCUGAUGCUCCAUCUUGGUGUCAGGCUCCAUAUGAUCCUGAAGGCCUCCUCAGCUCUGUUAUGGCGAUUGUCACUUGCUUGAUUGGGCUUCAAUUUGGACAUAUCAUUAUACAUUUUGAGAAACACAGGGGAAGAAUCAUCAAUUGGCUAAUCCCUUCCUUGGGCAUGUUAGCACUAGCCUUCCCAAUGGACUUCAUUGGAAUACGCAUGAAUAAGCCACUAUACACUAUAAGUUACACUCUGGCCACUGCUGGUACUGCCGGGCUACUUUUCGCUGGAAUUUAUGCUCUGGUGGAUGUGUAUGGGUUCAGAAGACCUACCAUCCCCAUGGAGUGGAUGGGGAAGCACGCGCUGAUGAUAUACGUGCUGGUUGCGUGCAACAUCCUGCCCAUGUUCAUCCGUGGCUUCUAUUGGAGAGACCCCAAGAACAACCUUUUGAAAUUCAUCGGCGUUGGGGUGUGAAGUUAUGAUCUUCCAUACAGCGGAAAAGCUAUUAGGGCCACAUAUGUUGGUGUAUAGAACCUAAAUUUGGAUAGUCAGAGAUUGGAGAAGUAGGCAAUCAAGACGAAUUUUGUGGUACGGUGAGAAUAUGAUGGUGCUCAGCUCAUCAGUCGUGAGCUGCAUAUUCUAUCAGCGCUGCUGAACAAUGGUUGUUGCCACUUGUAAAGUCCAUUAUCCCUGAACUCUUCGUAUAUGGAGUUGCUCAUGUAUAUGAUAACUGAUAACACAGUGCAAUUCAGAUGAAAUAUAGUACAGAUUCCGACAA
Phragmites australis (common reed) is the source of this 2300-nucleotide messenger RNA. RefSeq lists its product as uncharacterized. The coding region runs from base 575 to 1996 and encodes 473 amino acids. The record is from RefSeq and is a predicted model, not a curated record. The transcript is spliced from 13 exons. NCBI's taxonomy places the organism in Eukaryota, Viridiplantae, Streptophyta, Magnoliopsida, Poales, Poaceae.